Polychytrium aggregatum is the source of this 2847-nucleotide messenger RNA. RefSeq lists its product as uncharacterized. The transcript has 4 exons. Lineage: Eukaryota; Fungi; Chytridiomycota; Chytridiomycetes; Polychytriales. Gene Ontology annotation, molecular function: protein binding. The coding region runs from base 205 to 2640 and encodes 811 amino acids. The record is from RefSeq and is a predicted model, not a curated record.
CUGUUGCGUCCCUGAACCCGGCGCUUCGUCACCACUGAUCCUGUCUUUUCAUCGGCUCCUUUGGACCCUCCUCUGCUCUCGUUUCGACGGCUCCCUCUCUGUCUCUCCACCAACUGAUCUUGUCUCACCCGGCCAUUUCCUCCCGGCUCCACUCCUCGACUUUCAUCGCCUGCGUCUCUCUUUGCACACAUCUGUACCAAUUCCAUGCCCGGCAGCAUUGAUUUUACCGCUCGGUACAUCGGAUGCUACUUCUACCAGUAUGACGACCCCACCAGCGAUCCAACAGACGAUUCACCGGACGUCCCUGCAAGCACAUCCAUCCUGGCCCCGACAACUGCUGCGACAGCAACCACAUCCACCACAGCCGACCCGCCCGCUCCGUUCGCCACAUCGGCGCCGCUGGACACUCCCCGCGACUGUCUGAUUUGGUGCUACAACGGCAAGUCCAACAACUACGCCAUCUAUGCCUCGGGCGCUUGCGCUUGCUUCAAAAAGUUCAGCGCCCGGCCCUAUUCGCCGUCGGCGAACCUCGACUCGGACUGCCCCUAUGAGGGCGACUAUCGGACUGGAGGAACAUAUAAUGCAACUGGCUCUUACUACUUUUCCCUCUACGCCGUCCGUGUCAACGGCAACCCCAUCACAACCACCCAGCCUCCCUUGGUCAUGCCCACAACCACAACCAAUCUUACGCUCCCGGCUACAUCAUCAACGCCCGCUGCCACCGCCUUGUCCACCACCACUAGUUCCACCAGCCCGGUCCCGCUGACAUCAUCGCCGACGUCCGGAAACGCUCUCAACUCGGCUUCCAGCUCCAGCUUGAGCCAGUUCAUCUGGGUCCUGCUGGCCUCUGUGGGCCUGAUCUCCAUGGGCGUUGUUCUCAUUGUGUGCAGCCUGUGCAUUUCGUCCCGGCGGGAUCGCCGGGCCGUCUCCAACAAUUCCAAGGGAUCACGCGGCCCAAGGGUGGCAAGAGCCUCUUCAAACUCGUCUCUUCGGUCGAUUCUGGAGCCGCAGCGCCUGUCGAGCAUCAAUCCCCAGCGCCGCGGCCCUGAAGCCCCCGCGCGGGCCACAGUGUCUGGCCGAUACGGCUCCAUGUCGCACCAUGUUUCGCACCAUGUUUCGCAUCAGACAUAUCAGUCUCGACAUCCAGGCAGCGCCUCCAAUCCACCCGGCCCUGCCAAGUCGGCCUCGGCGGAGGCGCUCUGCCAGUGCACCGGCGAUCUCCUCUCGGAAACGAACCCUUGCGCCUCCUGUCGGGAGCAGGUCUUGGCAUCUGCCGACCAGCUGGUUCUCAAGGCCGCUCCUCGCCGAGACUCGUUGCAGCAGCAUCCCGGCAUCGUAUUCGACUACGGCUCGCUGGGUCUGCUGCAGGCAGGACGGGCGCCGUACCAGGAGCAUCUGCCUCCGGCCAUCUCCAGCGACUCUGCGAGCUCCCUCGACCAAUUGCCGUUCAUUCUCCCCGGCGAUGAAAUCCUCGUGCAUCCGCAUCUCUUCCCGGCCUUGGAUGCCCAUGCGAGCAACCCGGACUCCCGUCCAGGACCCCUCAACGCCGCCCCGACGAUACACAGUGGAUCGAGAGAUGCCGCGGGUGUCCAGCCCGUUGGCCUGGAACUGCUGGAUAUGGGCCCAAAGUUCGAGACCGACUUCACCGGACUCGCCGCUGCCGCCACAGCCAAUACCACUGCAACUACCGCCGCAGCUAGCACUAGCACUAGCACAGCUACGGCCACAGCUACGGCCAUAGCUACGGCCACCGCGGCCAUCACCACUGCCCCGCACUUCAGCAUCGACGACACUACACAAACCGUCACGGUCCGAAUAUCACCGCCGCAGUCCCGGAGCGAAACCGAGUCCAACAAGCAGAGCACAUCGUCCGGAUCGUCGCAGCCUGCCGGUCCGCCGCCCGGCGCCCCUGUUCUCCAGAACAUCUCGACGCCGCUUUUUCAGGGCGGGUCCGGCAGCAACGGGCAACUCCAGCACCCCGAUGCUGGGCUGACGGAUACGAUCAUCCGGGCAUUUUCUGCACCCUCGUCGGUGACGGGCGAGAGCACCAUUCCCUCGGCCCCAAGCACCCCUUUCAUGACCCCAAGCGUGGGGCACACGUCCACGCCGAGCCUGCCAACUUCACCCUCACCCAUCCACCCGUCGCUGCUGCCCACACCCAUGCUCAGCGACGCCAGCCUGACGUCGUCGCCACCAGCGUCGACGAGCGAGUCAUUAUUGCCGCAUCCUGUGUCGUCACCCACGAGUGCCUCUCGCUUUCCAUCACCGACGCAACCCUCUAUGACCUCGACCGCAAUGGCACCAAACGCACCUGGAUCGAUAGCAUUGGCCACCCAAACGUCGACGCAAGCCGAUCCUGCCCACUCUCGGCCAGUCUCAUCCGAGCCACCGGUGUCUAAUUCCCUGGGUGGAGGCUUGGAUGUGGCCGAUUCCCAGCAGCGAGUCGUGGUGCUGUUGGGCAAGGUCGUCUAUCCGUACUCUGCACGGGCGAGCGACGAGAUCGACCUGGCCAUCGGCGACCUCGUUGCCAUCUACCACCAGUUUUCGGAUGGAUAUUGCUUUGGUAUUAAUGAGACGUCGAAAAGAUCUGGCAUCUUUCCCCUCUCUUUCAUCAGCCUCAAGGCCAAAAUGUCCCUCUAGAUCCCGCCCGUGUGCGGUUUCCACCCCCCUUGUACCUGUCGUUUCCUGAUCGCCCUCUCUGAUGGCCAAGCCUCCCCCUCCUCCACAUACUCGAUUCCCUGCGUCUGUGCUGCCUGUUCUGCCUGCUCUGCCUGCCCUUGCCACUACACUGCCGCCUGCUCAUAAUACAAAUCUACUCGGACAGCGAAGGCGCACUCUCUUUCGAGC